Molecule: messenger RNA, 1790 nt
Organism: Dreissena polymorpha
Lineage: Eukaryota; Metazoa; Mollusca; Bivalvia; Myida; Dreissenidae
Exons: 3
Coding region: 178-1443 (421 amino acids)
Molecular function (GO): dioxygenase activity
Source: RefSeq, a predicted model, not a curated record
UUAAUGCCUAAUAACUCACAAAUAUAAUAUUUACGUUGUUUUAUUCGGUCUAUCGAAAUGUAAAUGCAGGGCGCCUGAUCUAUAAUAUACAAUUCGAAAGUUAUAUCGAUGUAAACACGAUCAAAGUGGAUGAUGUACAAGGAAUUAUGAGUACCGUAAUUACCAUAAGGCAGUCAAAUGGGAUCCAAAAAAGUACGGAAUUAUUCCAACAAAGGAGUCAAGAACAUAGAAAAUGCUGAUUCUAGUAAAACGUUAAAAUCACAGCAAAUGAAGAAGCAACGACAGGACAAUUAUACCAAAAUAGACAAGUCGCCAGUGACAAACCCAGACUCGUCAAACAGUUCCGUUCACAAGACAUUCCUGUUUGUUGUGUUGGCGUUGCUGGUUGCAACUACUGCUGUGAUUCUCACGAAUGAUAACUUGAAACAUUUUAUGAUUUCAGAGAUUAGUGAAGAGACUGCGGAGUUCCGUCUGCCGAUCAUUGACCUAGACAAGGCCAAGGUUGACCAGCAGGCGGUGGCAGCUCAGGUGGUCGACGCACUGGAAAACAUCGGCUUUCUCUACGUUGACAACAUCCAUGGCAUCGAUUUCGACAAAUUGAUGGAGUGCUGCAAGUGGUUCUUCGGUCAGCCAAAGGAGGUAAAAGAGUCGCUGAUGAGAAAACAUUGGAAACCGGAAAACCAGAACGUAUACCGCGGCUAUUUCCCGGUUGUGGAAGGCGAUCCCAGUCGCAAGGAGGGCUUCGAGUUUGGGCGGGACAUUGACCCUAAUGACCCUACUGUCCAGCCCGGAAACUGGUUUUAUGAGCCGUCUGUUUGGCCAAAAGAGAAUGGGUCAUUUCCAUUCAAGGAGUUGUUGCAGAACUAUUACGAGAUCUUACACAACGCCAGUCUUGAUGUUUUGCGACUAGCAGCAGUCGGCCUGGGGAUAGACGAACACUCAUUCGAUCCCAUAUUCGCUGACCGACCAGUCACAACUUUCCGUUUAAUGCAUUACCCUCCCUGGAACGACGCUCCACCGGCAAAUGCAAAGAUUGAAGACGGUAAGAUCAUCACCACGCCGGAACACUCGGACUCCAACUUCCUCACAAUGUUGUACACUUUCCACUACACGGGACUGGAGGUGUUAACGGCGGAAGGGAAGUGGAGUGCCCCGGAACCGCGACCCGGCAGUUUCGUCAUGAACAUUGGGGACGUAUUCUCCCGCAUGAUGGGCGGGAGGUUCAAGGCCACUCGCCACCGUGUACUUGAUAUUGGAGUCGACCGGUACUCCGUGCCUUUCUUUUUUGAACCGUCUUAUGACGGCGACAUUGGGGUGAAUUUCAUGUCGCUUGCUACUGGACAAGGGCCGGAACAUAAAGUGGAAAAAUACGGGCCGUGGAUGAUUCAGCAAGUGAAAUACAUAAAAAAGUACUUUGAAUACAAAGUGUUACCAGAGUUUUGAGACACUUUGUGAUACAUAGUGCAUCUUUCGUGUUCCAUGAAUAUAUUUCAAUCUUGUACUCUUAUGAAAACGUUUUUGAGUUUUGUUAUAUGGUAUGCAUUCAUCUACGAGGGGCAACUUUGAGCUUUUAUGUUUCCACUUAAUACUUGUUAUAUUACAGAAAACUAUGUCAUCUUAGUUCGAUGAAUAUAUUCCUCCCAAAAGUUCACUUUAUGAAAAGGGAUUAUUGUUUACUUAUGUCCCAUGCAUCCUCACAAACAGAUACGUAUACAAUAGUAUAAUCGUGUAUACAAUUAUUUAUUUGUAAAUGCACAUUCUAACUUUUUUAAUAUAAAUAUAUAAAACGA